This is a messenger RNA of Gadus chalcogrammus (walleye pollock), 3914 nucleotides long. Its product is annotated as integrase/recombinase xerD homolog. The record is from RefSeq and is a predicted model, not a curated record. Gene Ontology annotation, molecular function: DNA binding. The transcript has 2 exons. Lineage: Eukaryota; Metazoa; Chordata; Actinopteri; Gadiformes; Gadidae. Bases 1 to 1437 code for a protein of 478 amino acids. Gene Ontology annotation, biological process: DNA integration; DNA recombination.
AUGGAUGCUGUCGAAACACCAGGCCGCAUUCCCGGACGGGUCCAGGCCCUCAACCCGCCGUCGUUCAUCGCCACGGCGCCUUUUUCCUUCCAGCUACCAUCCGGCUCGGCUCCUUCCGCCUCCAUAGGCUAUGCUCCCGGCACGUGCUCGGGUACCACGGCUACUGCAGCCCCCGCGGUAGCCCCUUUCGCGUAUUCGCUCGCUACUGCUCUACCAGUCCAGCUCCAGGGAAUUCAGACGUCUAUGCCCCGCAGCGAAUACGGACCCAAUAAUCAGCCCACCCUUCCACGAACUCCGGCUGGAUUAGGCAAUAGGCUAAAUUCGUUGCUAGACUCCGCGAGUGUUUUUAUGGCAAAAGCUUUAGCGCCAUCUACCCUCAAAGCUUAUAGCUACGCGUGGUCCCUGUUUAAUUUAUUUUGCAUUUCCAUGCACGUUUCAGUUCUUCCAGUGUCGGUAUCUAUUGUCUGCGCUUUUAUCGUCCACUGCUUCGAAUCUCAUAGACAUAAAUUGUCUACGAUUCGGGGGAAUAUAGCUGGUAUUCAAUUUUAUGCUAGAUGCCAAGAUCCUGGCUCUCCUAGUCUAUUUUCGGCUCCCGCAAUCCGUCUUUUAUUGAAGGGCAUGUAUAAAUCGGUGCCAAAAGUACCAGACAAACGCUCUCCUAUCACACUCGAUAUAUUGAACAGAUUAGUGUGCGCUCUUAGAGCUGGGAAAUUCCAUCCUUAUUUUAACACAUUACUUGAGACAGUGUUUCUCACAGCAUUCUACGGGUUCAUGCGUCCAGGGGAAUAUACGUCUCCUACUCAGACUUUUUCCCCUACACGGGGCCUGGCUUUUGCUGAUGUCACCUUCUCUGCAAGGCAUUUUUCCAUCUUCUUAAAACGGUCCAAAAGCGAUAGCCUAGGGGCAGGUGUUACUAUUAUCAUCUCAAGAAUCAACAACUCUCUCUGCCCUUACGCUUCCAUGCUCCUUUACCUCAAGCUCCGGCAAUGCACGCCUCCCGAAUCACCUCUGUUUAUUUUGCCUAACGGCCGGCCAAUGACUAAAGAGUGGUUUAGAGUCCAUCUCGCGAAGGUGGUAGAAGGGUGUGGCCUACCUUCUCCCCUCUACACUGGCCACUCCUUCCGGAUUGGAGCGGCAACUACAGCCGCUGAACAAGGGUUGCCGGACGCGUCUAUCAAACGGCUGGGAAGGUGGUCUUCCACAGCCUACGAAUCCUACAUCCGGUCGAAUUCAAGGUUCUUCCAUCAAGCGCACACGAUGCUCUCUAACGUCGGUCAAGGCAGGUUUAACACGUUUUCAACUAUAGCUGUUUCUGGCGGCUGUUUCCAUUCCAGGGUUAUUCUAGUCUUAGUGUCAAGCUGUUAUUCUAGUCUAUUCGUUUUAGUUACGCCUAUAUUCUUUCUAGUGUUAUCGAAAUGUAUUGUACUAUGUAUUUAACUAUAGUUAUUGUCAUACGCCCAGCAUGCCUGUUGCGUCCCGUUUUUUUUCACGCGAUAAAGGUUCGUGAUGAUGAUAUUUUGUCAUUAUUUUCGUUGCUAAAAGCAACAUUAUUGCAACUACUGGUGGUGGUGGUUAUCGGGUACUAAAUUCAUAAAGCAAAAUUCGGUGUCAUAACUCAGGUUAACCUGCAGCAACCCCGGCGAGUGUGACCACGUCGGUGGAUCAUCUAGAAAACACUCUUGAGUUCGCUGUCACGUCAGUGGCGUUCAUAGGAAAAUAAAACUCAAGGUUGCAGCGGCAACCCCGGUGAGUGCGUUGCUCACGUCGGUGGGAACAACUCGGGCACUCGUGAGUAUGACCACGUCGGUGGCACGUUAUCUAAUACUCAUGGUUUGACUGCAGUAACCCCGGUGAGUGCGUUGCUCACGUCGGUGGGAACAACUAAAAGCACUCGUGAGUUCGUUGCGCACGUCGGUGCGGUACAACUCAGAACUCUAGUUCGUUGCAGCAACCCCGGUGAGUGCGUUGCCCACGUCGGUGGGAACAACCCAAGCACUCGUGAGUUCGUUGCGCACGUCGGUGCGGUACAACUCAGAACUUCACGUUCGCUGCAGCAACCCUGGUAGUGCGUUGACCACGUCGGUGGGCACAACUCGGGCACAUGCAAAUUUAAUUACCACGUCGGUGGCAUAAUAUCAAACACUCAAGUGCAGGGCACUCGGAGUUCAUUGAACACGUCGGUGUUUAACACGGAAGUACACAAUAUUUGCUGCAGCAACACCGGUGAGUGCGUGACCACGUCGGUGGCACAUCAAGGGCACUCGUGAUUUCGUUGACCACGUCGGUGUUCAACAUGAAAGUUCACAAUACUUGCUGCAACAACACCGGUGAGUGCGUGACCACGUCGGUGGCACAUCAAGGGCACUCGUGAGUUCGUUGACCACGUCGGUGGUUCAACGCGAAAGCACUCAGGUCACGCAGCGACCCCGGAGAGUGAAUCGACCACGGCAGUUGGUACAGCACGAAAGCACUCGUGGCUCGCUGCGUAACAGCUGCAGAGUGCUCUAAAUUUUAAUUGAUCUCGCUGAGGUAUUUUAAGUCAACUGCUUUUACGUGAUUCAUCGAUCUCGCUGACGGUUUUUAAGCUUAUCGUUUUACGGUACGUAUGAUUGACUCUUAAUAUGUCGUAUAUUGGGUAUGCCUUUUAUCUUCCAGAAGCAGUAUAGAUCCUUGUCCACUUCUUCUACGCGGGUAUGUAUGGUCUCAUUACCCCCUUUCGAUAUUCUAUUUUUGGGGUCGGCUCCGCCCCUGCCAGUCCCGGCAGGACAUGCCGAGGUAUCUUAGCUACUUCCGGCGUAGGCCUACGUCCUCUCUUUUGGGGAAGGCUCCGCCCCUGCUAGUCCUGGCAGGAUACGCCGAGUCCGCACGUUAUCCUGGAUCAGUGACGGGGCUCAUGCCAAAGAUUCACCAUGCAAAAUAUUCCCAUGUCGUUAUUUAAAUAAAUCCUGUUCAUACUUAUCGGUGAUCAAGUCUUUAUGGGAGAAAUGUUAAGCUUGCUGGUAGUUCUACCAUGAGGACUCAAAUCACGCGCGGCUGGCCGCCAAUCACCAGCUACCAAUCACCUGCCUACACCUGCUCUAUAAAGAGUAGUCUAACAUAUGUCUUGCUGCUCAGGUCUUCGUUCAACGCACCUCCAUCCACCCCACCACCACCAGGUCGGCCCAGUCUACUUGUCCAGGGGAAGGCUCCGCCCCUGCUAGUCCUGGCAGGAUACGCCGAGUCCGCACGUUAUCCUGGAUCAGUGACGGGGCUCAUGCCAAAGAUUCACCAUGCAAAAUAUUCCCAUGUCGUUAUUUAAAUAAAUCCUGUUCAUACUUAUCGGUGAUCAAGUCUUUAUGGGAGAAUUAUCACAUUAAUUCCAGCUUAUUACAGAUGAUUUGGCUUUACGACUGAAGGUUAAGCACAAAAAAAAUCACAUGAAAGGAAUUACAAUGAAUCCACUUAAAAGGGAUUACAAAAGGGAAUAUUAACUGGGCAAAAAAUUGUUCAAUGUUCAAUGUUCAUGAAAUAAACAUGAAUACUUGAAUGAAAACAUACUUGAAUAACUAAUAAGGAAUCGGACCAGCCUGAAGGACAUGUAGUGGAAGUCCUCUCACAUAUUAGGAUAAUAAACUUAAACUUUCUAAGAAUUCACCAGUUUCAAUCAUACAUUACUCCAUAGUGUAACUCUAGUUUGCUGGGUGGCAAUGCUGCAAAAAAUGUAAAACUGUGCUACUGGACUAAUAAACUCUCUUACACUCUCAUUACUGUGCCAGGUCGUUGGUGACAGAGAGUUGAAUCAUCUUUUUAAUGAGGCCUGCAGGGUUGCACAACACAUCCUUGCCUUUCGCUCUGAUCUCUACUUUCUCGAUUUCAAUGCGAAUCCUAACUGUACCUAUUUCUCUCAGCACCAUUUGAGCUCGCUAUCCUCUGGU